AUGAUUAAAUUUUCUUUUUUUCAUUUGAGAAAUCCCUUUAUUCAUCGAAUAAAUUUCUCAAGUUCCACAGCUAAAGCCAAACAACAAGUGUUAACAAAAUAAUAAGAGUAAUUUGUUAAUGAACUUAAAAAUACUUAUAAGUCAUUAGCCGAUAAUUUAUAAAGUGAGGAAUCUGUGCUAAAUUUAUUUAAGAAGGAUUCAGAAGAAGAAAAGUCAGAGUAAAAAGGGUCUCCAAAUGAAAAAGCUGUAAUUGCUUAAUAUAUGAAUAUUCUAAACUACAGUUUUGCUUAGUACUAUUAAAGUUUAAGUCCAGAGGAGUAAUUAAAAAGAAGUAAGGAAAUAAUAAAGUCUGAUGCAUUAAAAAAAGAUUGGGACACAUUUCUGAAGGAAAAUAGAGAUUAUUAAGAUUAUUCACUUUUCGAUAAAAAUCUUCUUGCAAUUAAAUAUAGUCAUAAAGACUCUGAUCCUCGUGAUGCUAAAUAUAAAAACAAUUUGAAUUUUUAUGGUGAUUUGGAUGAAAAUGUUUAUGAAAGACAACAGAAGGAAAAUAUAUAUAGUUUCAUAUAUCAAAAUCCUGAAAAUAAAAAAGUAGCUAGGAAAAUGCCAGAAAGGAGAAAAAUAAGGCUUGCAUUUAGGUAUCGAAGAGCUAGAAGAGCUGCUAGAGCCAGGGAAUUAAUUUCUAGGAAAGUAAAGGAUAAUUAAAAAUGGUUAUUAAAUCGAAAAAACUUUUCUAAAAAAAGACGUAGAAGAGUUAUUGCUCCUAAAUUAUCAUUCAGAGCAAAAUUUCAAUUGUUUGGAUUAUUUAAUGAGGGUUGGACAGUUAGAGAUUUAUCUAUUAAAUAUGGAAUUAUGCCAUAUAGAGUAAAGGCAAUAAUCUACUAAAAAAGAUACUUUUUUGAUGAAGUCUUUCCUCAUCUUCCUUUUGAAUAUGUAAGGGAUUUGAUUGCAAUUGAAUUAUAUUUUGAAAAAUAAUUUGGAGCAGUAGAUUACGGUGUUGAUUUAUAGUAAAUGAGAAAGGUUGAGUCAGGAUAUUUGUAGACAAAUUUCAAGACUCCUGAUAGGAAUGUUGAUAUAGCAAAAUUAUCAGAGAAAGAAUAAGAAAGAAUAAAGAAAUUAUUUGAAGAAAAGAAAUCAAAGAAAUACGAUAUUGUAACAGAAAACUUUUAAGGAUAAGGAAAUAAGGGUUAUUAUUUGAAAUCUUGGAUCAUGCAUAAAACACGUUCUAGACAUAGUGUCAAUAGAAUAUUUGAAAGAAUAAUUAAGGAUAGUGAUAAGCCUUACAAAUUGCCAGUGACAGCAUAAGCCAGAUUAAAAGAAGGUCCUCGUAUUGCAAGCACUCAUUUUGGUCAAAAGUGA
Molecule: messenger RNA, 1356 nt
Organism: Paramecium tetraurelia
Lineage: Eukaryota; Ciliophora; Oligohymenophorea; Peniculida; Parameciidae
Exons: 5
Source: RefSeq, a predicted model, not a curated record